UAGAAAUGCAACUCAUCUCACACUCUCACCUCUACAUAUACGCUUGCAAGGCCUAGGCUUUUGCAAUUCUAUCUUGCACUCACAGAUCCAUCUAAACGCGCAGCUUGGUCGCCAUGGAGCAAGUCGCGUACUGGUUCAUCUGCGCAUGCGCCUUCUUGGCUCUCGUGCUCCUCGUCAGGCUGGGCGCCGCGCGCCGCGACGUCGUGCGCCUCCCGCCGGGCCCGUGGCGGCUGCCGGUCGUCGGCAACCUCCACCAGCUGAUGCUCCGGGGACCGCUCGUCCACCGCACCAUGGCGGACCUAGCGCGCGGCCUCGACGACGCGCCGCUCAUGCGCCUCCAGCUCGGCGGCGUCCCCGUCGUCGUCGCGUCGUCCGCGGACGCCGCGCGCGAGGUGACGCGCACGCACGACCUCGACUUCGCGUCGCGGCCGUGGCCGCCCACCGUGCGCCGGCUGCGCCCCCACCGCGAGGGCGUGGUGUUCGCCCCCUACGGCGCCAUGUGGCGGCAGCUCCGCAAGGUGUGCGUCGUGGAGAUGCUCAGCGCGCGGCGCGUGCGGUCGUUCCGCCGCGUGCGCGAGGAGGAGGCCGCCCGCCUCGUCGCGUCCAUCGCCUCGUCGUCGUCCUCCUCGCCGACCGGCCACGACGGCGGCGCCGCCCCCGCCGUGAACGUCAGCGCGCCGAUCGCCGCGGCCGUGGCGGACGCGACGAUGCGCGCCGUGAUCGGGGACAGGUUCGAGAGGCGGGAGGAGUUCCUGGAGUCGAUCACGGAGGCGGUGAGGAGCUUCACGGGGUUCAGCCUGGACGACCUGUUCCCGUCGUCGAGGCUCGCCGCCGCCGUCGGCGGCAUGACGCGCCGCGCGGAGGCCAGCAUCCGGAAGGGCCACCAGCUAAUGGACAGCGCCUUCCGACAGCACCAGCAGCUGAGGGACGCCAUGGCUGCGCAGCCGCAUCUUGAUGAUUGCGCCAUGGAGGAGGACCUGUUGGACACGCUCCUCAGGAUCCAGAAGGAAGACAACCUCGACGUGCCUCUCACCACCGGCAACAUCAAAGCCGUUCUCCUGGACAUCUUUGGUGCGGGGAGUGACACAUCUUCACACAUGGUCCAGUGGGUCUUGUCAGAGCUAAUGAGGAACCCAGAAGCGAUGCACAAAGCACAAAUCGAGCUUCGGAGUACCCUUCAAGGGAAGCAGAUGGUAAGUGAAGACGACUUGGCAAGCCUGACGUACCUAAAGCUUGUCAUCAAGGAGACCCUGAGGCUUCAUCCCGUGGUGCCAUUGCUUCUCCCGAGGGAGUGUCGUCAAACAUGCAAGGUCAUGGGGUACGAUGUGCCUCAAGGCACCACCGUGUUCGUUAACGUAUGGGCGAUUAACAGAGACCCUAGGCACUGGGAUGAGCCUGAGGUGUUCAAGCCGGAACGGUUUCACAGUGGAAAGAUCGACUUUAAAGGUGCAAAUUUCGAGUAUAUACCGUUUGGUGCGGGUAGGAGGAUUUGCCCUGGCAUGACAUUCGGACAUGCUACCGUGGAGCUCAUGCUUGCAAUGCUUCUGUACCACUUCGACUGGGAGCUCCCUAAAGGAGUUGCACCGAACGAACUAGACAUGACAGAGGAGAUGGGCAUCACUGUGGGUAGGAAGAAUGCUCUUUAUCUGCAUCCUAUAGUCCGUGUGCCCUUGGAACAAGCUACUAUGUCGUAGUUGUGCUACAUACCAUGGGGGUUCUCUACCUUGCAUUAUCAUGCUUUUAUAUAUAAAUGGUUGUGGCGACUUAAUAAAGUGGUUCUCAUUUUCAUUCUAUGA
Messenger RNA from Oryza sativa Japonica Group (Japanese rice), 1796 nucleotides. RefSeq names its product desmethyl-deoxy-podophyllotoxin synthase. Lineage: Eukaryota; Viridiplantae; Streptophyta; Magnoliopsida; Poales; Poaceae. Gene Ontology annotation, molecular function: monooxygenase activity; iron ion binding; heme binding. The record is from RefSeq and is a predicted model, not a curated record.